Gorilla gorilla gorilla (western lowland gorilla) is the source of this 7126-nucleotide messenger RNA. It is a transcript of the gene EPAS1, whose product is annotated as endothelial PAS domain protein 1. Bases 572 to 3187 code for a protein of 871 amino acids. The record is from RefSeq and is a predicted model, not a curated record. NCBI's taxonomy places the organism in Eukaryota, Metazoa, Chordata, Mammalia, Primates, Hominidae. Gene Ontology annotation, biological process: regulation of transcription by RNA polymerase II; cellular response to hypoxia. Gene Ontology annotation, molecular function: RNA polymerase II transcription regulatory region sequence-specific DNA binding; protein dimerization activity; DNA-binding transcription factor activity, RNA polymerase II-specific. The transcript is spliced from 15 exons. Gene Ontology annotation, cellular component: nucleus; transcription regulator complex; cytoplasm.
CGCCCCGUGCCCGCCCCAAGCCGGCCGACGGAGUUUUUAAAGUGGGCUGCCGGCCGCGGGAGCUUUACACUCGCGAGCGGACCGCCACACGGGUCCGGUGCCCGCCGCGCUUCCGCCCCAGCGCUCCUGAGGCGGCCGUACAAUCCUCGGCAGUGUCCUGAGACUGUAUGGUCAGCUCAGCCCGGCCUCCGACUCCUUCCGACUCCCAGCAUUCGAGCCACUUUUUUUUUUCUUUGAAAACUCAGAAAAGUGACUCCUUUUCCAGGGAAAAAGGAACUUGGGUUCCCUUCUCUCCGUCCUCUUUUCGGGUCUGACAGCCUCCACCCACUCCUUCUCCGGACCCCGCCUCCGCGCGCAGGUUCCUCCCAGUCACCUUUCUCCACCCCCGCCCCCGCACCUAGCCCGCCGCGCGCCACCUUCCACCUGACUGCGCGGGGCGCUCGGGACCUGCGCGCACCUCGGACCUUCACCACCCGCCCGGGCCGCGGGGAGCGGACGAGGGCCACAGCCCCCCACCCGCCAGGGAGCCCAGGUGCUCGGCGUCUGAACGUCUCAAAGGGCCACAGCGACAAUGACAGCUGACAAGGAGAAGAAAAGGAGUAGCUCGGAGAGGAGGAAGGAGAAGUCCCGGGACGCUGCGCGGUGCCGGCGGAGCAAGGAGACGGAGGUGUUCUAUGAGCUGGCCCAUGAGCUGCCUCUGCCCCACAGUGUGAGCUCCCAUCUGGACAAGGCCUCCAUCAUGCGACUGGCAAUCAGCUUCCUGCGAACACACAAGCUCCUCUCCUCAGUUUGCUCUGAAAACGAAUCGGAAGCCGAAGCUGACCAGCAGAUGGACAACUUGUACCUGAAAGCCUUGGAGGGUUUCAUUGCCGUGGUGACCCAAGAUGGCGACAUGAUCUUUCUGUCAGAAAACAUCAGCAAGUUCAUGGGACUUACACAGGUGGAGCUAACAGGACAUAGUAUCUUUGACUUCACUCAUCCCUGUGACCAUGAGGAGAUUCGUGAGAACCUGAGUCUCAAAAAUGGCUCUGGUUUUGGGAAAAAAAGCAAAGACAUGUCCACAGAGCGGGACUUCUUCAUGAGGAUGAAGUGCACGGUCACCAACAGAGGCCGUACUGUCAACCUCAAGUCAGCCACCUGGAAGGUCUUGCACUGCACGGGCCAGGUGAAAGUCUACAACAACUGCCCUCCUCACAAUAGUCUGUGUGGCUACAAGGAGCCCCUGCUGUCCUGCCUCAUCAUCAUGUGUGAACCAAUCCAGCACCCAUCCCACAUGGACAUCCCCCUGGAUAGCAAGACCUUCCUGAGCCGCCACAGCAUGGACAUGAAGUUCACCUACUGUGAUGACAGAAUCACAGAACUGAUUGGUUACCACCCUGAGGAGCUGCUUGGCCGCUCAGCCUAUGAAUUCUACCAUGCGCUAGACUCCGAGAACAUGACCAAGAGUCACCAGAACUUGUGCACCAAGGGUCAGGUAGUAAGUGGCCAGUACCGGAUGCUCGCAAAGCAUGGGGGCUACGUGUGGCUGGAGACCCAGGGGACGGUCAUCUACAACCCUCGCAACCUGCAGCCCCAGUGCAUCAUGUGUGUCAACUACGUCCUGAGUGAGAUUGAGAAGAAUGACGUGGUGUUCUCCAUGGACCAGACUGAAUCCCUGUUCAAGCCCCACCUGAUGGCCAUGAACAGCAUCUUUGAUAGCAGUGGCAAGGGGGCUGUGUCUGAGAAGAGUAACUUCCUAUUCACCAAGCUAAAGGAGGAGCCCGAGGAGCUGGCCCAGCUGGCUCCCACCCCAGGAGACGCCAUCAUCUCUCUGGAUUUCGGGAAUCAGAACUUCGAGGAGUCCUCAGCCUAUGGCAAGGCCAUCCUGCCCCCAAGCCAGCCAUGGGCCACAGAGUUGAGGAGCCACAGCACCCAGAGCGAGGCUGGGAGCCUGCCUGCCUUCACCGUGCCCCAGGCAGCUGCCCCAGGCAGCACCACCCCCAGUGCCACCAGCAGCAGCAGCAGCUGCUCCACGCCCAAUAGCCCUGAAGACUAUUACACAUCUUUGGAUAACGACCUGAAGAUUGAAGUGAUUGAGAAGCUCUUCGCUAUGGACACAGAGGCCAAGGACCAAUGCAGUACCCAGACGGAUUUCAAUGAGCUGGACUUGGAGACACUGGCACCCUAUAUCCCCAUGGACGGGGAAGACUUCCAGCUAAGCCCCAUCUGCCCCGAGGAGCGGCUCUUGGCGGAGAACCCACAGUCCACCCCCCAGCACUGCUUCAGUGCCAUGACAAACAUCUUCCAGCCACUGGCCCCUGUAGCCCCGCACAGUGCCUUCCUCCUGGACAAGUUUCAGCAGCAGCUGGAGAGCAAGAAGACAGAGCCCGAGCACCGGCCCAUGUCCUCCAUCUUCUUUGAUGCCGGAAGCAAAGCAUCCCUGCCACCGUGCUGUGGCCAGGCCAGCACCCCUCUCUCUUCCAUGGGGGGUAGAUCCAAUACCCAGUGGCCCCCAGAUCCACCAUUACAUUUUGGGCCCACAAAGUGGGCCGUCGGGGAUCAGCGCACAGAGUUCUUGGGAGCAGCGCCGUUGGGGCCCCCUGUCUCCCCACCCCAUGUCUCCACCUUCAAGACAAGGUCCGCAAAGGGUUUUGGGGCUCGAGGCCCAGACGUGCCGAGUCCGGCCAUGGUAGCCCUCUCCAACAAGCUCAAGCUGAAGCGACAGCUGGAGUAUGAAGAGCAAGCCUUCCAGGACCUGAGCGGGGGGGACCCACCUGGUGGCAGCACCUCACAUUUGAUGUGGAAACGGAUGAAGAACCUCAGGGGUGGGAGCUGCCCUUUGAUGCCGGACAAGCCACUGAGCGCAAAUGUCCCCAAUGAUAAGUUCACCCAAAACCCCAUGAGGGGCCUGGGCCAUCCCCUGAGACAUCUGCCGCUGCCACAGCCUCCAUCUGCCAUCAGUCCCGGGGAGAACAGCAAGAGCAGGUUCCCCCCACAGUGCUACGGCACCCAGUACCAGGACUACAGCCUGUCGUCAGCCCACAAGGUGUCAGGUGGGUGUGCCCAGGAUCUGUCACCCCCCCAUCCCAGGAUUCGAUGCCAGGGGAAGCCCACGUCUACUUUUUUUCCAGCGUCUGCACAGUGCCAGGCACAGGGAGGUGCUCGACUUGAAGUCACCUAUACAGGGCUCAGGUCUCCUUGGAUUUAGGGAACCUCCUCACAAGUUCCUUGUGACAUCAGUGAUCAGGCCCCCCAGUGGGUGGGUCUGAGACACAGCUAAAAAACUCAAAACAAACUCAGGCUGGAAUACUGAAGGAAAGAAUCCAGACCACUACUGACUGCCCAAAAAGGACUGAACACUGAACACUGGGUUGGCCACCCCCAGAACACUGUACCAAUGUUGACAGGAGCACUUUCAGAAGAGCAGGCGGCCACAGUGGUGAGGGCCUGUUGAAGAAGAGAAAGUUCAGAGAGAGAGAGUUGGGAAGGGGUCUGGGCAGAGGCAGGGGUCUCCUGUCUAUGCAAGGAUGAGCUUGCUGCGUGGAGAAGAGAGUGCUCCUUCCCUGGGGCUUUAGAGAGAACCCUCCCAUGAUCAGGUGCCAUCCAGGGCUCUUUGAACCCUGAGAAUCCCGGAGCCUUGCCCCUUCCUCAGUUCUUCAUGUGGAUGUGUUUUGGGGUGUCACUCUGAGUUCAGGCAGGUGCUGAGAACAUGCCAAAACUUGCUGCAGGGAGAACAGCCUGGAAAGCUCUGGUAGGCCCACCCCACUGGACUUGGUUCAACUGCAGGCACCGAUGCCUGCCUUCAACCCUGGGCCACCUUCAUCUUGACAGUAUCUUGUGAAACAUAUAUGUCUUCAUGAGGUUUGUUUGGCCUGAAAAUAAUUCGUGGUUUAUGGAAAAACAUACCAGGCCCCUGUUCUAAAAGGCAAUUUCCUCAGCAACAGAGUUUGGGGAAGGUUAUAGUUCUGUGCUUCAGAGUCCAGGCUAUAGAACCACCAGACAGCCCUGGCUUAAAUUCUGGCUCUGCUGUUGAGUUCAGUGGCUGGUAUAUAUUUAUGUGCAGUAAGAGGUAGCCAGCACUAUUCUUCCUGUUAUGUGAAGCCCACGAAUUACCUUGAAUAUUGAAAUCAAGGGAAAAUCAUAUUCUUUUCAAAAGAGUUGAAUCAUAUCAAACUCUUUUCUGACCAUGAAUAAGAGAAGUUAGCAAGGGAUGGUGAGCAGGUAUCCAUUGAUACUGUCCACAGGAGCAGUCAAGCUGGGGAGGCAGGCAUGGACCCCAGCAAGGAUCUGAGCUAGGAGGUGCAGGAGGCAAUGGCCACUGGAACGAGGCUCUGCAGAUAAGGGAAGGUGGGUGGGCAUCUCCCAUCGGAGGGGCAGAAUGCAGGGCUUCCAAGCUCUCUGCUGCCACCUAAGCCUUUCCUCCUUGGGAUGGGGCCUGUGUGUGUGCUGCGAGUGUCCCCUCUGCCACUCCCUGGUCUGCCUCCUCGGCAAGAGAAUAGCACAGAGGCAAGAAAGGACUGCUGAGGGUGGUGACCAGAAACUGGAUUUUCAGACUCUUGAAUCUUGAGGCAGUCUGUGUUUGCGUCUGUAGGUAUGUGUGUGUUCUGCAUGUUCUGUGUAUGUUAGCAUCGGUGCCAGGUGGUUCAGAACUCCCUCUCAGCCUUUCCUCCCUGCUGCCAGGAGGCAUGGGGUCAGCAACCCCAGGCUCUUCCUGAAGCUUCCACCUACCUGUGCUGCAGCCUGCACCUCACGCUUUCCUCUUUCUUGGGUCUCAGCACCCCACCUGAGGCAAUGGUUCUGGAGGCAGACACGUUCCCCGAGCAUGCAGCAGGCUGUGGGACAGACACCACUGAAGGAGCAGAGUGAAAUUAGGGCUGCUCUAUUGGUAUCCCCCAGUCACAAAGAAGUAGACACUUUUCCAAAUGUUCGAUUUAGGCCUUUAAGUUAUGGUACCAACCCUUCUUUCAGGCAUGGCAAGCCGGCUGCUCGGGCCCUCAUUUGAGUCCUACCUGCUGCCCGAACUGACCAGAUAUGACUGUGAGGUGAACGUGCCCGUGCUGGGAAGCUCUACGCUCCUGCAAGGAGGGGACCUCCUCAGAGCCCUGGACCAGGCCACCUGAGCCAGGCCUUCCACCUGGGCAGCACCUCUGCCGACGCCGUCCCACCAGCUUCACUCUCUCCGUCUGUUUUUGCAACUAGGUAUUUCUAAUGCCAGCACACUAUUUACAAGAUGGACUUACCUGGCAGACUUGCCCAGGUCACCAAGCAGUGGCCUUUUUCUGAGAUGCUCACUUUAUUAUCCCUAUUUUUAAAGUACACAGUUGUUUUACCUGUUCUGAAAUGUUCUUAAAUUUUGUAGGAUUUUUUUCCUCCCCACCUUCAAUGACUUCUAAUUUAUAUUAUCCAUAGGUUUCUCUCCCUCCUUCUCCUUCUCACACACAACUGUCCAUACUAACAAGUUUGGUGCAUGUCUGUUCUUCUGUAGGGAGAAGCUUUAGCUUCAUUUUACUAAAAAGAUUCCUCGUUAUUGUUGUUGCCAAAGAGAAACAAAAAUGAUUUUGCUUUCCAAGCUUGGUUUGUGGCCUCUCCCUCGCAGAGCCCUUCUCCUUUCUUUUUUAAAACUAAUCACCAUAUUGUAAAUUUCAGGUUUUUUUUGGUUUAAGCUGACUCUUUGCUCUAAUUUUGGAAAAAAAGAAAUGUGAAGGGUCAACUCCAACGUAUGUGGUUAUCUGUGAAAGUUGCACAGCGUGGCUUUUCCUAAACUGGUGUUUUUCCCCCGCAUUCGGUGGAUUUUUUAUUAUUAUUCAAAAACAUAACUGAGUUUUUUUAAAAGAAAAUUUAUAUCUGGGUUAAGUGUUUAUCAUAUAUAUGGGUACUUUGUAAUAUCUAAAAACUUAGAAACGGAAAUGGAAUCCUGCUCACAAAAUCACUUUAAGAUCUUUUUGAAGCUGUUAAUUUUUCUUAGUGUUGUGGACACUGCAGACUUGUCCAGUGCUCCCAUGGCCUGUACGGACACUGUGGAAGGCCUCCCUCUGUCGGCUUUUUGCCAUCUGUGAUAUGCCAUAGGUGUGACAAUCCGAGCAGUGGAGUCAUUCAGCGGGAGCACUGCACGCUAUCCCCUCACAUUCUCUAUGUACUAUGUAUGUAUGUAUUAUUAUUAUUGCUGCCAAGAGGGUCUGAUGGCACGUUGUGGGGUCGGUGGGUGGGGCGGGGAAGUGCUCUAACUUUUCUUCAGGUUUUGUUGCUAGCCCUUCAAGUGCACUGAGGUAUGUGACUCGGAUGGUCUUUCACACGGCACAUUUGGACAUUUCCAGAACUACCAUGAGAUGGUUUAGAUGGGAAUUCAUGCAAAUGAGGGGUCAGAAAUGGUAUAGUGACCCCGUCCAUGUCCUCCAAGCUCACGACCUUGGAGCCCCGUGGAGGUGGACUGAGGAGGAGGCUGCACAGCGGGAGAGCAGCUGGUCCAGACCAGCCCUGCAGCCCCCCUCAGCCGGCAGCCAGAUGGCCCCGCAAGGCCUCCAGGGAUGGCCCCUAGCCACAGACCCUGGCUGAGGUCUCUGGGUCGGUCAGUGACAUGUAGGUAGGAAGCACUGAAAAUAGUGUUCCCAGAGCACUUUGCAACUCACUGGGUAAGAGGGACGACACCUCUGGUUUUUCAAUACCAAUUACAUGGAACUUUUCUGUAAUGGGUACAAUGAAGAAGUUUCUAAAAACACACACAAAGCACAUUGGGCCAACUAUUUAGUAAGCCCGGAUAGACUUAUUGCCAACAACAAAAAGUAGCUUUCAAAAGAAAUUUAAGUUCUAUGAGAAAUUCCUUAGUCAUGGUGUUGCGUAAAUCAUAUUUUAGCUCACGGCAUUACCCCACACAGGGUGGCAGAACUUGAAGGGUUACUGACAUGUAAAUGCUGGUAUUUGAUUUCCUGUGUGUGUUGCCCUGGCAUUAAGGGCAUUUUACCCUUGCAGUUUUACUAAAACACUGAAAAAUAUUCCAAGCUUCAUAUUAACCCUACCUGUCAACGUAACGAUUUCAUGAACGUUAUUAUAUUGUCGAAUUCCUACUGACAACAUUAUAACUGUAUGGGAGCUUAACUUUAUAAGGAAAUGUAUUUUGACACUGGUAUCUUAUUAAAGUAUUCUGAUCCUA